AUGGCAGGUUUAUCUCGAAGAUUCCUCUCUUGGGACCCUAAAUUCACCCGGCGCAAUGAAAAGCUGUACGGAGUAGAGAACGAGACAGUUCCAGACGUCCCGGGCGUUACUGGAAAGAUCGAAGGCUUUCUCUCUCUGCGUGUGCAUAGGCUUAUGCCUGAGCAAUACAGCUAUGCUGCCCUUCGAGAGUUCCUUAAUCGCGAGCCGGAUGACGUGAAGAAAUUGGAAGGAAAAGUCCCUAUAUUAGAGGGAUCGCAGGAUUUCCAAAAGGUCAUAUUGCUUGAUGAACGGAGAGAUCCAUCCAAACCCAAUGCCUCUUUGUCUCGUUAUUGGGCAGAGUACACCCAGUAUCCGCCGGAGGGCGAAGCAAAAUGCCUUGAAGCUCUCAACGCGAAAGGCCUCUAUGAUAAACUCAUAAAGAAACGCGAACACCUCGGGACAAGCUCGCCAGAGCGUCGAAGCAUGUAA
Messenger RNA from Aspergillus calidoustus, 468 nucleotides. NCBI's taxonomy places the organism in Eukaryota, Fungi, Ascomycota, Eurotiomycetes, Eurotiales, Aspergillaceae. The record is from the annotation of a GenBank genome assembly.